Messenger RNA from Ilex paraguariensis (yerba mate), 1281 nucleotides. The record is from the annotation of a GenBank genome assembly. NCBI's taxonomy places the organism in Eukaryota, Viridiplantae, Streptophyta, Magnoliopsida, Aquifoliales, Aquifoliaceae.
AUGGGUAGAAAUUUGGAUAGGUAUUAUCCUUCGAGGAAUGGAAUCAUAGUCGAUAAAGAAACUCUUUCAGUUUUUUCGGAUCAGAAUCUGUUGGAUGGUUUUAAUGUUGCUAAUAAUUGCGAAAAUCAGAACUUUGUUCAUAUUCCUCCACUUCCCUCUGAUUCAAACUAUAUAGAAGAGAGGGCAUGCAUGUUUCAAGAGUCUGCAGCUCUUCAAGCUGCUGGGAAAUCAUUCUAUAAGGUCAUUGGGGAGAAGUACCCUCCUUUACCUGAUCACCAGACGAAGCCUAAUAUAGAUCGAAACACCAAAAGCCCUGAUGAAAAAUGUGUUGGAGAUUGCAGAAAUUGUUAUGGUAGUGACAUUGCUGGUGAUGGAGACUUAUCAUGCCCAAAUUGGGAUCCUCAUCUUAGUGAGUAUGAUGCAUCCUAUAUAGAAAGUUUUUCUGUGGACCUUGCUUCGCAGUCCACUUCUCAGCCUUCCUACAGCUUGUCGAGUAGCAUUGGUCCCGUGGAUUCACUAGAGAGUACCUUUAGAAUUUCUGAUAUGUUUAGGGAUGGCCAGUCUGUUACGGAGUUUAAAAAGGGAAUUGAGGAGUCAAGUUCCUUCCAACCUAAUGGCAAUGGAUUCUUUACCAAAUGGGGGAGUACUGAGUCAGUUGUGAAGGAUCAAAAGGAAGAGACUAAGGGUGUCACAAUCCAAAUGGAGAAGAAGUAUGAGAAUGAUUGCUCCACUGAUGGAUCAAGGGGAAGGAAGAAUCGUCAUCUUGGAGAUUCAGGGAAAAGUGAAGCUGCUCUUCGUGAAACUUUGCAAAAUGGAACAAGUAAAAUUCUGCCACACAAUGGUCAAUCAAAGGAAUGUAAUGGUGGCAAGGUCCGUGGUAAGAAGGGAGGUAAAAGAGAGGUGGUGGACUUGAGAACUAUGUUGACACUCUGUGCACAAGCGAUACUAGCUUAUUAUUUUGCUGAUGGUCUUGAAGCACGCAUGGUUGGCUCUGGAACCCAGAUAUACAGAGACAUUACUAAGAUGCCAACAUCGGCUGCUGAUCUCUUGAAAGCUUACCAUCUCUUUCUUGCUGCUUGUCCCUUUAGAAAGAUCUCCAAUCUUUUCUCAAACAAGACAAUUAUGAAUGUAGCCAAAAAUGCAACCAGGCUCCACAUUAUUGAUUUUGGUAUUCUUUAUGGUUUCCAGUGGCCUUCCCUCAUUCAACGUCUAUGGUUACAUUCCUUGGAGAGGCGAAUUAUCACAUCACUUAGGCCAUGUUUGUUUCAUGGGUUUAGGUAG